Molecule: messenger RNA, 696 nt
Organism: Cucurbita pepo subsp. pepo (vegetable marrow)
Lineage: Eukaryota; Viridiplantae; Streptophyta; Magnoliopsida; Cucurbitales; Cucurbitaceae
Source: RefSeq, a predicted model, not a curated record
AUGUACUUCUCUCGAUUGAACAAAGAUGGUGGACAAGCUGCUGCACAUAUUGUGACGGAGUGGCAAACAUCCUCCUUAGCCGUGCAGUCAAAACGAGCCUCUAACUCUGAAGGUCUUGGGUUUUUGCAUUCUGGUCGUUGUGUUCGUGGGGGCCGUGGGGGCCGUGGGGGCCGUGGGGGCCGUGGGGUUCGUGGGGUUCGUGGGGUCCGUGGGGUUCGUGGGGUCCGUGGGGUCCGUGGGGUUCGUGGGGUUCGUGCGGGCCGUGGGGUUCGUGCGGGCCGUGGGGUUCGUGCGGGCCGUGGGGUUCGUGCGGGCCGUGGGGUUCGUGCGGGCCGUGGGGUUCGUGCGGGCCGUGGGGUUCGUGCGGGCCGUGGGGUUCGUGCGGGCCGUGGGGUUCGUGCGGGCCGUGGGGUUCGUGCGGGCCGUGGGGUUCGUGCGGGCCGUGGGGUUCGUGCGGGCCGUGGGGUUCGUGCGGGCCGUGGGGUUCGUGCGGGCCGUGGGGUUCGUGCGGGCCGUGGGGUUCGUGCGGGCCGUGGGGUUCGUGGGGUCCGUGGGGUUCGUGCGGGCCGUGGGGUCCGUCGGGACCAUGGGGGCCAUGGGGGCCGUGGGGUCCGCUUAAGUCUUUGCCGUCGUUGGGGCCAUGGUGUCCACCAUGUCCAUCGAUGUGGUGUCCAUGCUGUUCAUCCAAGCCAUUAA